Molecule: messenger RNA, 682 nt
Organism: Colletotrichum destructivum
Lineage: Eukaryota; Fungi; Ascomycota; Sordariomycetes; Glomerellales; Glomerellaceae
Product: Putative acyl-CoA-binding protein, ACBP
Exons: 3
Coding region: 233-547 (104 amino acids)
Biological process (GO): fatty acid metabolic process
Molecular function (GO): fatty-acyl-CoA binding
Source: RefSeq, a predicted model, not a curated record
UGCCCCGCGCUUUUGAUCGUAGCGUGUGUGUGGGACCCGGUUCGGUUUACGUCUUUAACCCCGCCAUAAGGCGGCUAACCCUUUCCCCUCCGCCUUCCCAACACUGACAGAAAGUAAACUCAACAAGUCCCCUCCAAAGAUAUAACCUCACCAGCUACAAAUAGCCCGCAACUUUCGUAUCGUCUCCCCUCCACAAGAAAUCUUACCCCUUUUUCUCAAAUCAAUAUACACCAUGUCUGCCCCCCAGAGCGAAGCCUUCAAGCAGGCUGUCACCGACAGCAAGAAGCUUACCGCCAAGCCCGGCAACGACGAGCUCCUUGAGCUCUACGGCCUUUACAAGGUCAGCACCGGCGAGGACAUCUCCAGCGCCCCCAAGCCUGGCAUGUUCGACCUCAAGGGUAAGGCGAAGCAAGGUGCGUGGCAGAAGGUCGUCGACGAAGGCACCACCCCCGAACAGGCCCAGGAGAAGUACGUCGCCCUCGUCAACACUCUCAAGGAGAAGUACGGCUACGACGCCAACAAGGAGCCCGAGGCUGUUGGCAACUAAGUCGCUGCGCAUGCCAGCAACGCCCAUGAGAAACGACACGGUUGAUAUGCAUUAGCAAUGGUUCGAUGCAACGGUAUUUACCUGGCGACAACCGAGAAUCAAUACAAUGAUACCAGAGCUGCUCGAGCCUGAUCG